This is a messenger RNA of Lethenteron reissneri (Far Eastern brook lamprey), 2040 nucleotides long. RefSeq names its product dynactin subunit 3 (gene DCTN3). NCBI's taxonomy places the organism in Eukaryota, Metazoa, Chordata, Hyperoartia, Petromyzontiformes, Petromyzontidae. The record is from RefSeq and is a predicted model, not a curated record. Gene Ontology annotation, biological process: cytoskeleton-dependent cytokinesis. Gene Ontology annotation, cellular component: dynactin complex.
CCCGCCUAGCCCCACCCUGCUCCUGAGAAGUCAGACGACGAGACGAGACGUCUGUGUGUGUCUGUCUGUCUGUCUGCGGUGUCUGCGUGCGCGCCAUGGCCGAUAUCUCCGAGAUUGAGGCGAGAAUCGAGGCGCUGGAGCGCGCCCUCUGCGGUGGCCGCCCGCCCGCCAAACGCCUCCAGUGUGUGGAUGCCCUGACGAAGAUUCAGGCGACGUUGGACGUGGCGGCGGGCAAGAGGGAGCGCGUGAGGACCCUCUUCAAGAAACUGGAUGAGUUGCUACGGGUGCUGGAGCCUGGGCAGUCCCUGUCUCCUGCGGUUCCUGACUCCGUCAAACUCCAGAUCAUCCUCUCAGGAGAGGCGAUGUUAAAGACCCAGGCGGGGCUCUUGGAGGAGGUGGAGCAGCUGAUUCCUCUGCUGGAGAGCCAGUCCCUGCAAGCGAUCCCUGGCUACUCGGGGCAGCUGCAGGCGCUCACGCAGGUUCACGUCCGUCAGCAGGAUGAGUGUGCGGCGGUGGAGAAUGAGGUGAAGACGCUGGUGGAGGAAUACAACCGGACGCUGCUGCUGCUGUCGCGUCAGUUUGUGCAGUGGGACGAGGCGUUGACGCGCGUCGAGGUGGCGCGAGGUGCCCGCAGGGUGCUCGACUGACGAGGGCCGAGGCUGCGAAGAACCCACGGGGUCAACACACACGCCCACCCGCACACCUCGCCCACCCACCCACACACCUCGCCCACUCGCCCACUCGCCCGCACACCCACACACCUACCCACCCGCCCACCCACCCACCGCACACCCACACACCUACCCACCCGCCCACCCACCCACCCACCACACACCCGCCUACCCGCCCACCUACCCACCCACCCACUGCACUCGGCACACGGCACUCCGCACACCGCACACGUCACGUCACACCGCACACGGCACACCGCACACGGCACACGGCACGUCACACGGCACAAGCCACAACGUUUGCAAUCCGAGUUCUGUGACAUUUCACCAGUCGUCACAGCCACCAGCUUCAUCAGGCGACGCCCACAUUCGUGGAGAAACCCUCCACCUCGAUUUAAAGCUUUCGUGACUGCAGGGCUUCAUCUUCUUGUGUCUUUCGGUAAAGUCAUCACGUAGAAGGGAAAUAAUAAAAUAAUAAAAAUAUAAUAAAAUAAUUUUCGCGGCGUUUUGGCUACAACGAAAGAUGGCUGCUUGCGUUGUAGCCGAAACGUCGUGAGAAUUGUAUUUUAUUAUGUUUUAUUUUUAUUAUUUUACUACUUCCCUUCUACGUGACGACUUUACCGAAAGAACCAAGAAGAUGAAACCCUCCCACCUGUUUUCGUUCCUUACGCAGAGGCGCAGAUGUGAUGUCCACGCUUGUGCAAAGUGGCGGCGGUGGUGGUGGUGGUGGUGGGGAGGAGAUUACUGUAGCAAUCUACCAGCCCCGUGGUCUUGUACUUGCUUGCCCAUUGUGUGUGCUACAACAGCUUCCCAUAGAAAGCUUGCCCGGCAGAGGUCGCAAACGGGUUUUGAUUCCUUAACCGUUCCCAUACCCGGCCGCACCAGGGUCGCAAACGGGUACCCGUACCCGGCCGUACCCGUACCCUACCCGAUACCCGGCUACCCAUACCCGGCCGGGUAUCGGGUAGGGUAUGGGUAGGGUACGGGUACCCGAUUGCGACCUCUGGGAUGAAGCCAUGUUGCAGGCGCGGGUGGGUUGAUUCUAGGCACUUGAAUUGUGAGGAGACAAGACGUUGGGAAAUGAGUGACAAACGGUGACUCGCCAGUGACUCACGGCCUACCCGUACCUGGCCGGGUAGCCGGGUCGCCGGGUAUCGGGUAGGGUACGGGUAUCGGGUACCCGGUUGCGACCUCUGUUGCCCGGGUAGGGAGUCGAACCCCCGGGGCGAGGGUCGAACUCGUGGCCUGAACUCUUUGGGGGGCCCUCCCCCCCCCCCUUUCGGCCGUGUCGCCCGUACGCUGUGCGCGUCAUGUCACCCCGCGCUGUAAACGCUCCGUAUUUAUCAAAUAAAAGCCGAUGACGAUGAGG